Molecule: messenger RNA, 3343 nt
Organism: Pezoporus flaviventris
Lineage: Eukaryota; Metazoa; Chordata; Aves; Psittaciformes; Psittacidae
Gene: SHH
Product: sonic hedgehog signaling molecule
Exons: 3
Coding region: 464-1741 (425 amino acids)
Biological process (GO): regulation of gene expression; oligodendrocyte differentiation; protein autoprocessing
Molecular function (GO): patched binding; calcium ion binding
Source: RefSeq, a predicted model, not a curated record
AAAAAGAAAAACCAGCGUGUAAUUGAUGUUAUCCCAAGAAAGCGCGAUCUCCACCCCGCUCAGCUCCAAGCCCUUCAGGUAUAAGGAGGUAAAAAAAAAUCUUUCAAGAAUUUGUUGCCUUUUUGAGGGUUAAAACAUCAGAAGACAAGCUUGUCUCGCCUUGGCCAAUCAGCUCGCGGCCCUGGCAGCUAUAAUAUAGAACUAAAGGCAGACUCCUCUCACAAGCGUCUUGCUUUGCUACCAUUAAAAUCAGACCCUUUUUUUGUCUCUCGAUUGCUGUCUCCCGACCAAACUCCGAUGUGUUCCGUUAUCAGCGACCUAAAGCCUGCCAUUCCAGCACCUGUCUUGCUAGGGAUCGGUGGAUAGUAUACGAUUCAGAAAGCAGACAAGGACAUAGGAGGCGAGAGAGCUCUAGAGAGACAGCCAGGGAUAGGCACAGAAAGCUUUGAAGUAAUUGGAUUCAAUGGACGAAAUGCUGCUGUUGACAAGAAUUCUCUUGGUGGGCUUCAUCUGCGCUCUUUUAGUCUCCUCUGGGCUGACUUGUGGACCAGGCAGGGGCAUUGGAAAAAGGAGACACCCCAAAAAGCUGACCCCUUUAGCCUAUAAGCAGUUUAUUCCCAAUGUGGCAGAGAAGACCCUAGGGGCCAGUGGAAGAUAUGAAGGGAAGAUCACAAGAAACUCCGAGAGAUUUAAAGAACUAACCCCAAAUUACAACCCUGACAUUAUUUUUAAGGAUGAAGAGAACACGGGAGCUGACAGACUGAUGACUCAGCGCUGCAAGGACAAGCUGAACGCCCUGGCGAUCUCGGUGAUGAAUCAGUGGCCCGGGGUAAAGCUGCGGGUGACAGAGGGCUGGGACGAGGACGGCCACCACUCCGAAGAGUCCCUGCACUACGAGGGCCGCGCUGUGGACAUCACCACCUCGGACCGGGACCGCAGCAAAUACGGCAUGCUGGCCCGCCUGGCCGUCGAGGCCGGCUUCGAUUGGGUCUACUAUGAGUCCAAGGCGCACAUCCACUGCUCCGUCAAAGCAGAAAACUCGGUGGCGGCCAAAUCUGGGGGCUGCUUCCCUGGCUCGGCCACAGUGCACCUGGAGCAAGGCGGCACCAAGCUGGUGAAGGACCUGAGCCCUGGGGACCGUGUGCUGGUUGCCGAUGCAGAGGGACGGCUGCUCUACAGCGACUUCCUCACCUUCCUUGACCGGGAGGACGGCUCUCACAAGCUCUUCUAUGUCAUUGAGACACGGCAGCCUCGGGCCCGGCUGCUGCUGACGGCUGCCCACCUCCUCUUUGUGGCCCCCCAACACAACCAGUCGCAGGCAGGGACCCUCAGCAGCCAGGCGCUCUUCGCCAGCCGUGUACGGCCUGGACAACGAGUCUAUGUGUUGGGAGAGGGAGGGCAGCACCUCCUGCCAGCGGCCGUGCACAGCGUCUCACUGCGAGAGGAAGCUUCGGGAGCAUAUGCCCCACUCACUGCCCAGGGCACCAUCCUCAUCAACCGGGUGCUGGCCUCCUGCUACGCCGUCAUUGAGGAGCACAGCUGGGCACACUGGGCCUUCGCUCCCUUCCGCCUGCUCCAGGGGAUGCUGGCCACCCUCUGCCCUUCCAGCGGGGGGACUCCCACGGAUGCCCCCACCUCCCCUGGCAUCCACUGGUACUCUCGCCUCCUCUACCGCAUUGGCAGCUGGGUGCUGGAUAGUGACUCUCUGCACCCUCUAGGCAUGGUGGUGCCGUCCAGCUGAGAGCAUCCUGUGCUGCCCCAGCCACCAGUCAGCCUCCAAGGGAGAGACAGAGACACACAGGGAGAGAGAGAGAGAGAAAGAAAAAGGAGGAAAAAAGGAAUAAAAAAAAAGAAAAAAAGAAAAGAAAAACCUAAAAAAAAAAGAAAAAAGAAAAAAAAUUACAUAUUUUUAAAAGAGCACGGAUUAAGACUUAAAAAUAAUAAUAAUAAAAUAAUAAUAAUUAAGUAGGACAGUCCAAAGUAGACUUUAAGGGAAACAAAGACCCCAGGAAGUUCUGUUCUGUUUAGUUUAUAAAUAUAUAUAUAUUUUUAUUUGUUCUUUUGUUUUGUUGUUUUGUUUGUUGUUUUGUUGUUGGUUUUGUUUAUUUUUUUCCUCCUCUCCUGGAUAUUUAUUUCUUUGGUAUUUUGAAUAGAUGUUUUAAAUGAUAUGAACCGGACCUUCAAGAGCCUUAAAUAGUUUCUUUGAUAAUUUAUUAUCAUGUGAACUGUACUCAUAGGGGAAAAAAUUAUUUUGUGAGGCCAAGCAAAACUGCGCAGAGUCUAUUUUUCUACAUGUCACGUGUGUCCUGACUUUCAGAAAGCAAAGUUCUGUACGUUCCCACCUCUCCAUUCCAUUGCUCCUUCAUUUCAGCAAGCCUAAAAAACAAGCAAGCAAAGAAACAAACACACUGAAAAAGACAAACUUCAUGGGGGUCCGUAAAUUAUAUUUUUAUACACAGAAUUGUAAAUUAGAUUUUUUUGAGAGAUCAAUACUUAACUGAAUCACAUUUCAUUUUUUGAAAUAGUGUAAAAUAUUGAGAAUAUAUUAUUUUAAUUUAAAUAGUUUCAAAUGUAACGUCAUUUCCUGUAUUGUUUUCCAUGUUUUGCUUUGUAAAAAAAACACCAUUUGGCCACGUUCAUGGAAGUCAAGACUGUUACACCAACGUUUUAUUUGCAAAAACCAUAAGAAACUUUGUUAUUUUUAACUUCAAAAGAAAAAAAAAAGUUUAUUAGAAAAUAAUAUUUUUUAAAAAGCGCACAUGGCGGCGAUUCUGUGACGAUGGAGACGAUAGUUUGUACAGAGGGAAGAAAAGGAUGUUUUGCAUUAAUAAAUUGAGAAAUAACUGCUGUAAAUUUACUAAAAUGUAUUUUUUGAAUAUUUUGUAAUAGUUUUAAUAGUUUUAUAGAAAUAAAAUGUGCCAUGCACAGUCUGGUUAGUAUAUCAUAAUUAAGAGUUCCUGGUGCAUCCCAUUUUUUUUCCCCCUUUUUGCUUAUUGGUUUAGGAAACGUUGCCUAAAGGAGUGCCCAUUGUUUUAUUUAGAUGUGUUUCUUAUAACUUUUAAUUUUGGUACUUUAAUUAAGGAAACUAAUCCAUCACAUCUGCACGUAACCUGGAAUCUCUUGUACUAACAGUAGAACCUCACUCAUUUGCACGAGCUACUGGGAGACGUGGUUUCCCUUCACUGGAGCCCCGGCUCUCCGUCCAUGCUUAGGCAAUGUUUCCCUCUUCCAGCUCCAGUCCCAGCUCCGUGUCCACCUCCUGAUCUGGUCCGGAGACCACAGACUACUCUGAAAAGUGAUUUAUGGGGGUGUUCUAUCACGUUCACCCUUUGAAGCAUGUUAA